AUGUUAAUUAAUUUUAAUGAGGUGCUUUUAGGAAUUUUAGUGUAUUUUUUAGGGCUAAUAAGUUUUUUGAGAAAUCGUAAGCAUUUAUUAUCAAUAUUGUUAAGAUUGGAAUUUAUAGUUUUAGGUAGAUUUUUGUUAAUGGUUCGUUUAGUGGGGGGAAGAUUGGGGGAAGAGAGAUUUUUAUUGUUUUUUCUUACAAUAGUUGUAUGCGAGGGCAGAUUAGGGUUAAGAAUUCUUGUAUUAGUGAUUCGGUCUCAUGGUAAUGAUUAUUUUUCAAGAAUGAAGUUACUUGAAUGUUAG
Molecule: messenger RNA, 300 nt
Organism: Limulus polyphemus (Atlantic horseshoe crab)
Lineage: Eukaryota; Metazoa; Arthropoda; Merostomata; Xiphosura; Limulidae
Source: the annotation of a RefSeq genome assembly